Molecule: messenger RNA, 1920 nt
Organism: Orbicella faveolata
Lineage: Eukaryota; Metazoa; Cnidaria; Anthozoa; Scleractinia; Merulinidae
Product: dehydrogenase/reductase SDR family member 1-like
Source: RefSeq, a predicted model, not a curated record
GGGCCGCACACCCCCACCCAAUUUUUCUGGGAGUACCCCCCCGGGCUGUAACCGUCCUAAACUCUACUUCUGACUUCUUUACUCCGCCAUAACUACCAUCGCGAUGCCUUUACAAGACAUGAACGAAAAUUUCUGAUUAUUUUAAUCAAAUAAAGAUUACAUAAAGUCCUCUGACAGUGUCACGACGGUUGUCGAUAAUCAGAAAGCCCACUGCUAGCUAGGGCAGGGGUGCUGGGGUGACCUAACACCUAUUUUCUGUUCCCGACAGUACCCGCGCAAGUGCAAUAGGUUAUCCAGAACAUUUCGUGACUGAGUCAACCUGUCGUGCUGUGGACUACGCUCUUCCUUCUGAGGUGAACUUGGAGAGAAAUCGAGUAAUUCAUCAAGCAUGGCUUCAGAGCUCCCUUCACUGGCAGGAAAGGUGUGCAUUGUGACAGGGGCAUCACGCGGUGUUGGCAAGGGUAUUGCCUUGAUUCUGGCUAAGGCAGGAGCUACUGUUUACAUCACAGGGAGGACUCUUGAUACUGCAGAGGGGAAACCAGGAUCACUGAGGCAAACAGCUGAAGAGAUAGGUCAAGGAAGUUCUGGUCAAUGUAUUCCAGUUAAAUGUGAUCAUGGCAAUGAUGAAGAAGUGAAACAGUUGUUUGACAAAGUUAGUCGAGAACAAAAUGGACGAUUGGAUGUUCUUGUGAACAAUGCCUACAAAGGAGUUCCGGCAUUAUUUGAGGGUGAAGGGAAACCAUUUUAUGAGCUGCCUGUGAACACGUGGGAUGAAGUAAAUAAUGUAGGCUUGAGGUCCAAUUAUGUUGCUGCCUGCUACGCAGCCAAGAUGAUGGUUCCAGCAAAACAGGGGCUCAUUGUCAAUGUGUCAUCUUCUGGAGGACUGCAUUAUCUGUUUAAUGUUGCAUAUGGUGUUGGCAAAGCAGCAAAUGACAGAAUGGCUGCAGAUAUGGCUGUUGAACUACGAAAACACAAUGUGGCAUGUGUUUCACUGUGGCCUGGACCUGUAAAGACUGAACUGAUCCAAGAAUUGGUGCUUGACAAGGCUGCUGAGGAUGAAAAGCAGAGUGAAGAAGCCCGAAUGUUCAAGGACGGUGAAGAUAUAACUUAUUCUGGCAAAGCUGUUGCUUGGCUUGCAGCAGAUCCCAACAUCAUGAAGAAGAGCGGUCGUAUUUUGAUAGUGGCUGAGUUGGCCAGAGAAUAUGGCUUCAAAGAUGUCGGAGGAGUUCAGCCAUUAUCCAUUCGCCAAGUCAAGUUUUACUUUCAGGUGAUGUACCCUUCCGUGGCGUGGAUGGUGCCUGAGUUUGUUUAUGUUCCUGCCUGGUUAAUGGCAGCUGCCACUCAUAAGUUUUAAUCACGUGAUAAGCCGAGAGGCGUUCCCGGUUGAAAUAACGCAGAUUACGUGUUACGUGCGCAAAACCUCGGUAUAUUUAAGGGAAUUAUAUUUUUAUUAUUAUUUUAUUGCUCAAACAAUUGCAACAAUCACUACAGUUACAAAACAGUCAAAAGCAGUCUACAGAUCACGUAUCUACGCAUAACAAUCUACACCAGACGUACAACAAACUUACAGUACGCUACUUACUUACAGCUUUGGCUUACAAACACUAUAGAAAAUAAUACAAGUACACUAAUUACAAGACAAUAAUUGGUACUAAAAAACAAUAGAAAGCUUAUACUUGUUGCCGCACGCUAGGCCCCUAGAGUACAGUAUAGUUAUAAACUAUUAUGAGUGCGUUCAACGCCGUCAUUUUAAUAUACAGUGGAACCUCCCGUAAGCGACAACCCAAAAUGUCAAACCUAGGUGGUCGCUUAUGGGAGGUGGUCACUUACGAGAGCUUAGACCAUAAUGGGUCCAAAUUUUUCCUCAUUAGAAUAUGGUAACUGCCGAGACUUAACCCCUUUUAUUCAUGUAAAAGUCAA